This is a messenger RNA of Rosa rugosa (rugosa rose), 2717 nucleotides long. Its product is annotated as probable LRR receptor-like serine/threonine-protein kinase At1g05700. Lineage: Eukaryota; Viridiplantae; Streptophyta; Magnoliopsida; Rosales; Rosaceae. The transcript has 3 exons. The record is from RefSeq and is a predicted model, not a curated record. Bases 86 to 1321 code for a protein of 411 amino acids.
UAUAUGUUUUGAAAACCUUGAGAAGCACUCCAUCAAAGGGCUGGUGCAGCUCUUCGAUUUCACAAAUUCAAUUAAGCCUAUCUUCAUGAUGAAUAAAAAAUCCUGGACACCAGUAGUGCUGCUCCUGGCUUUUCAUCUGCUCGGUGCUUCUUCUCAGACCACUAUUGGAUGGUUGAACAUCGAUUGCGGGAACAGUGUUGUACGCGUAGAUCCCACAAACUUACUGACAUGGGUCACAGACAAGGACUUGAUCCAAACGGGCAUCAACAAAGAAGUUCCACAAAAUCAAUCACUAGAAGAAAUGAACACCCUCCGAUCAUACCCAAAUCAGACACCACAAAAUUGCUAUGCUUUGCCUGUCAAUAAGCAAACCGUACGCUACCUGAUUCGGGUUGGGUUCUACUAUGGCAACUAUGAUGGUCUCUCGAACCCUCCAUCGUUCGAAAUUCAUAUCGACGGCCAAAAAUGGUCGAUGGUCAAAACAUCAACCGUGGGAGAAGGGCCAAUAUACCAUGAAGCCUUGUAUGAGACUCAAGGGUCAGGUUCUGUUAGUCUUUGCGUUGUGCAAGUUAAGGAUGGAGGGGUUCCCUUUAUUUCUUCAAUAGAAGCUGUUCCGUUAUCUGCUUCUUCUAAUCCAUUGUACCCUAAGAUGGAGACAAACAACACUUUCGAUUUAGUAUCCAGGAUAAACUUUGGUGGUGAUGAAAUAAGGUUCACAGGGUUAUUAUCAGAAAACUAUAACCGAAUAUGGACACGAGGAACAACUCCGCCAAACUGCAACGAAGUUUCUACCUUACCAGAUAUACUCUCCCCAGAAAAUGACCCUCCUAUUUCAGUGUUGCGCACCGCCAUAGAAUCAAUAGACCUUACCCAUCCAAUAACCUUGUCCGUUGGCCUCUCGCAAAUAACCCCCCAGUCAGCUUAUUUUGUGCUCUAUUUUACCGAAACGACAAGCCUACCUAAACCAGGCGACACCAGAAUCAUUCAGAUCAACAUCAAUGGUCAAAUGAAAUCCACAGUGACACUUGAGUUCACCAAAUGCAAGGUGAUCACAUUAUACCCUGUGAUCGUCGAGGGUACAACAAUUAACGUGACAUUGGCCUCGGCUAGUAGCUCCACCCUACCUCCGAUCAUCAGUGCAAUGGAAGUGUUCACAAGAGUGGAUCAUGAAAAGAAUUCACCUCCUCCUCCUCCUCCUUCUCCAGCCUCACAUGAAAAGAGUUCAUCUCCUCCUUAUUCUUCAUCAUCAGUACUAGAGGAAACUUCUUCUGUGCGCAUAUUUAUAUCGUUUCUUGUGUUUGUUUGUUUCUUCUAUUACUAGCUUGAAAUUUGCAUACAUAUUAAUUAGAUGAACGUAUCUUUCAUGCCAUUGUCUCUAAAAUGUCAUUGUCUAGCUACUAUCUACACAGGAAAAUGAUUUGCGACCUCAAUGAGGCCUAAGAUUUGUGGCUUCAAUCUUAGGUGUCAUGCCUUGUCAUCUACACACAUCACCUAUUUGUCAAAUCAUGUCAUGUAAUUCUUGAGAAAAAUAUCAUCUUAUCCUUCUAAAAUCUAAUGACUCUAAAUUAUUUUGGCUUCUUCUAUAAAAAAUAAAUAAAUAAAUAAAUUUGGCUUUCUUUCAUUUUUUGUUCUUUUCAUUACUCUCAUGCUUAGAUUUAAACAACAAUUUUUUUUUCUUCAAUCAAGAGUAGAAAAAAUUUCAUGUAAUUUAGUCAAUAGAUUUGCAUGUACAUUAGAUUAAUAAAUUUGCAGAACACAUGUAUAUGAAUUGAACCUUUGUUGGGUUCCUGCAAAUUUUAAAAAUAUAAUGUGAAAAAUACAUAUUCAUAUGAUUGUAUAUAUUCUUUUGUUCACUGUUUUCUUUUAUGUAGCUAGGGUUUAAACGUUAGAUCUAAAUUAGGAUUCAAUAACAAGAAGGCACUAUUCUCUCUCUCGUGGAAGAGGAGACCUAGGGUUUUUUCCAGUUUUCCAUCUCUGCGUCUCGUCCGGCGGCUCCCGUCCGAGGCAAGCCUCUGGCCUUGUCGAGGUAUGGUGAAUGCAGCCGGACGAGGCUUCUCUUGAGGCUAUGGCUCUGUAGGUUUUUGUGGGAAGGUGGCUGCUCUAUCUCUCGGCAUGGUGGUUGGGGCGGAGUUCUUGACACCUAAUCUCUUAUGCGCGGGGCUGUGGUGUACGGUGGUGGAGCUUCGGCGCUAGUAUCCAAGACUCGUUGGAGAUGAGAUUUGGAUCUGGCAGGUCGUGAAGACGAUGAGCAUGACGAUGCAAAUGGCGGCGCAGGAGUGGCGGCGCGGUCGUGCCGGCAUGGUCGUGGGGCCUUGAUCGAUCGGAAGUGAUGAGGCGGCUGUGCAUACAAUCGUCGUGCAGAGGAGCUUGGUUUCUGGGCUUAGGUCAGACCAUGCUUAUUGGGCUGGGAUGGUGACUUUCCUAGGGUCUGUUUUGUUGGGCUUUUGUAAUAGUUAGUUUUUACUUUCUAAUAAUUUCCUUUGUUUUAGGAAGCUAUGCUUCUAGGUUUUUUUAGUAGCGUCAUCGAGUCUCGUUUACUCUGCCUAUUUACUAUGUAGUAGUCAAUAGUCUAUAGGCUCCCUUUCUGAGCAUGGAACCGUCAAAUGAUUGGACCUAAUCUAUGUAUCACUGUGCUACUACCACAAACUCUUUAUCUACCCCAUGUUGGUAGAGGGAGGAUAUGUAAUGGCCCUUUCUGGCUUUCGAUGAAUGACAGU